GUACCUAUUGGAUCGUGUGAAUUGCAGAGUUACUUGCUGAAUAUGAUUCCUAAAAUAUAUAUUAGUUUAUUUGUCGCAAUGAGUGUGUUGCUGAGUAAAGUUUAUGGAUCUUGUCAAUAUUACGAGUACCAGUGUGGUGAUGGUAGUUGUAUUUCGGAUUAUCUACGAUGUAAUGGAUCUCCUCAAUGCUCCGAUAAUUCCGAUGAAACUGACUGUGGUCAAAUCUGUUACGAUUGUAACUAUAUGUAUGAUGUUGAUUACCCAGACUACUUUGGCUGUAUUGCUGGCAGAUAUCCGAAUAAUUGCUACCAAGAUGAAAUCUGUUUUACAAAAUACACGCAGUCUGGUAAUAAAACUUCUAUCUCACUUGGAUGCAUGAAUAAUGUGGAUUGCGAGACAGAAAAAGCACUGAAUGACCAAAGUUGCAACGAAGAUGAACCUGAUGCUAGUGAGACAGACUGUACAUUUUGCUGCAAUGACGACGUGUAUUGCAACGGUAGAUAGCUGAAAAGGAGUCCGUCAUUCCGCGUGUCACACUUCUAUAUAAUUAUGUUAUUAUUAAGACAUCAUAAAGAUUGGAGUGUAAUAAACCCCUAAAUAAAUACAACAGCGUAUAUUA
Messenger RNA from Saccoglossus kowalevskii, 619 nucleotides. RefSeq lists its product as uncharacterized. Gene Ontology annotation, molecular function: protein binding. The record is from RefSeq and is a predicted model, not a curated record. NCBI's taxonomy places the organism in Eukaryota, Metazoa, Hemichordata, Enteropneusta, Harrimaniidae.